Molecule: messenger RNA, 3820 nt
Organism: Varroa destructor (honeybee mite)
Lineage: Eukaryota; Metazoa; Arthropoda; Arachnida; Mesostigmata; Varroidae
Gene: temp
Product: protein prenyltransferase alpha subunit repeat-containing protein tempura
Biological process (GO): protein prenylation
Cellular component (GO): cytoplasm
Molecular function (GO): protein prenyltransferase activity
Source: RefSeq, a predicted model, not a curated record
ACACGCGUUCUGUUUUGCCUAUGUCUGGGUUACGAUGUCAUUCUUAGCUGUUGCUGUCACUCAGAUUCAAUUCCUCCUCUUAACAGAUGUUCGAUCACUAUCGAACACAGGCAAAAACUCAGCGAGAGCAAACAAAGGCUAAUAACGAGCCGAAAUCGCGAUCUCUGUACGACUAGCAAAUCUCUCAUCGUGCCGCCAGUUUGGCCGACUGGAAAGGUGUUGUUAUGGCAAACACUAUCACUGUUCGCACUUGUGCAGGCGGGUGGUGAAGUAUAAUGAACCAACGGUCCAUGUUACUGAGGCGGCGACGGCUUCAGCGAUAGCAUUCAUUUGCAGUGGCUUGCGCGAAGCCAACUCCGCGCAAUGAAUCUAGAGGGUCUUGCUGUCACCACAGGUAAAUUCGACUGUAGCAGCUAUGCGUUGUAGUUGGGACGGCAGCUGGGAUUCGCCGUAGACCAAUGCCAUAGUAGAUCUGCUUAUUAACGCGCGCAACUGUGCUUUUGGUAUUGCGAUCGGAUAUUUGCGGCCGCUCCGUAGUGUUCAGUGGCGAUCAUCAAGCCCUCGUAGACAACCGCUUCAUUUGACGUACGCCAAACCAUAGUAAUUGACGGUAGAUGUUAGGCGAGGCAAUCACGUCAAGCGUGAGGAUCUGCGUAUGUUGAGUCCUGAUGCAAAUCAGCGUACUGGUAGCUUGUUGUGCACCAACAAGAAGAGCUGUACGAUUGUGAGCAGCCAGAAAUAAACGCAGUAUAGCGGAAAUCGUGAGAAGAGUACUGCUGACUCUAGCAGUACCCAGACAGUUACGUAGACUAGUGCUGCGAAAACAGCUUGUGGCUGUCCACGAGGGAAACGUGAUCAAGAGUCAACGGCUGCCUUAAACUGACCAGCAAGUCAAGCUUCUGACAAGUCUACCCUCCGAUUUUCUUGAGAGUGUUUAAAGUUUCCUUAACCUGAGCUACCUCAUUGAACGUCGAAGGAUUCCAGCGUAAUUAAUCGCUACUCACGUCAACUAACGGGUAGUGCCAACCAGUGGUUGGAAAUGGAAUUGUUUGAGAAGCUGAGCUUUGUUUUCCUGUAAGGGAUCCUUCAUGUCGUAUCACAUAUCAUAGAUUUACCCCGUCUACUACCCCCGAACCUGUGGCCUGAUGCUGAAUUGUCCGCGGAUCUGAUGUACCCCUGUUCGAUUUGUGGUAAGGUGAAUGUCUAUGCCUGGAUGAGUGUUUCAUGUGGUUUAGAUACCGGAUUGACAUUAUUUGCUGCUAUCGCUGCACGAGAAAAUCAAUAAGCACAAAAAAGCGAGAGAGAAAAAGUCAGGCCGUGAUAAAAACGAACGUGCAAAAACAAACAAAACAAAUAACGUAGUAUGUAUUAAUAUAUACGUAUAUUGAUAUAUACAAAUAGAAGAUAAACAAAAGCAGUCAAGAUGGGGGUGUCAGAACUGUGCCAGCGAAUCGUGUGCGAUCUCGAAGCACUGCUUAGAAAACACGCUCUCCUAGAGAGCUUCGAUGUAGUAAUCAAAGAGAAUAGCGCGGAACGCUCGAACCGCAGUCCCGUUUACGUGGUCGAAAACCACCUUGGCCUCGAAUCCUGGUGCGUUACACCCGUCUACACCUUUGCCAGUCAGCAACUUUUAGGCUGCUACGAUACUGAGAAACUAAUUCAACUGACGAAUGUGUUGUUGCUGCUAAAUCCCGAGUUGGCCGUAGCAUGGAAUCACCGCAAACUCCUGUACCUUCAGCGUAAACUCAGCCUUCAGCAGGAACUUCAAUUAUCUCAACUGGCGCUGUCUCGUAAGCCGAAAACUGCGGAGGCAUUUUCACAUCGAAAAUGGUUACUGGGGCAAGAAAUGGAAAACUAUCCGUUGGAGAGGAGACAAGCUGUUCUGCACAGCGAACUUCAGCUCUGCGACACAAUGGCUACGAAAUACUUCUCUAAUUAUCAUGCAUGGGACUAUCGACGGCAUCUUGUUCGCGAAUAUGUCGAGGGAGCCCCAUUGAUCAUCGAGAGCGAACUGCAACGUAGCAAAGAUUUCCUACAGUCACAUGUUUCAGACCAUUCGGGAAUGGCAUAUAGACAGUACGUUUUAUUGCGUGUCAAUUCCCGACCGCUGUUCCAGGCUGAACUUCAAUUUAUUACGGAUUUAAUACAUACCUUUCCAGGCCAUGAAGCCUUAUGGCAACAUCGUCGCUUCUGCGUUCUUGCAUGUCUUGGUUUACUCAAGUCGGCCGACAAACGGUUACGCUCGGUGAGUAAAGAUCAUAAGGACCCUACACGGGUGAACCGCGCAACACAGGAUGAGCAAGUGUUUGUUAGAGAUGUGCUCUGUACCGGUGAGCAGUGGCAGAGAACCCUGUGCGAACGACACAUUCGAUGGAUGCGGAAUACGCUUCACAUCGAGCUCGACGCCAAUCAGCCAAAACUGGCUAACGGGGUCCCGUUCGACGUUAGAGCUGACUCACUUCAAAUGCAGCAUCAAGUUCAGCAGCAGCAACCAUCGAAACAGACGCAAACACUCCGCCACGAUGAUGAUGGUGAUCGGGACGACAAUAAGGUAGACUGAAGAAAAAGCAGCGAGAAAAAUGAUGGCAUUGAUAGUUCUAUGCGAAACAGUUGGUGGGUGAUAGCUCGAAAGAACAGCAGGUUGGAGACAGACCUAAACGACGAGCGAGGAUCGAAUCGAAACAGGUGUACAAAGCACAAGACAUGUUUGAAAUAGAGAGUCUGUUAAUGAUAGCAUUUGCUCGUUUUUAUGUCUCCGUUUUCGGGCUUAUUGAAGCAAAAAAUGUUUGGAUAGUCACAUCGGCUUUACAGUUUCUUAAUUCAACGUCCGCCAUGCUCGUGUGGUACUUUUUUGGUGAUCCCGGCGUAAGGCGUGAAUUCAUCUAGCUAUAGCUAAUGCUAGCUCACUAGUUAACGAUCAGCUCAGUCGAGUAAUUUGUACAAGCUUAGUAGUAAGACAUUUAAUUGUCGAAUAAAUUUUGCAAUAAUUUUAAACAAAGACCUGAAUCUGUUUUACUGGGUAUGCGCAUUACCUAGCACAUUCGAUGAUAAUCACCGCAUUUUUCUUGUGUGUAAGCUGAUGUAACUAUGAUUGUUCCUGAUAAUCGUCGUGACAUGAAAUAUACCAUUAGGUCAAAUUUUCAACUUAAACCGCUGACUAUCCAACUGUAAUAAAAAGCUUCGUAAUUUCUAUGUUGCUAUUUUCCAUUGGUAACACAUAUUGGUGUCCUUUUCAUUUUUGUAAUGAGUUAGACAGAAUGUAAAGAGAAGCUCGGAAAAUCAAUAAAACUCGAAGAUCGCGUACGUCAUACAACAACAUCAAUCCAAUCAACACACAAAUUAUAGUGGGACACUUGAUAUACGUGAGAUACAUCUGAGGCGAAAUUAGGAAUAGUUCAGGCAAACGAAUCACAGAGGAGAUAUAGGAAGACGAGGCAUGACAAAAAAAAAUGGUAGAAUUAAUCCUUCAUGGUGAUACACCCCUUAUUCUUACUAUUAAUAUCAUAGUAUAUAUAAGAUAUACGCAAAGAAGAGGAAUCGUGUAAUAUUGUCGAAUAUUAUUAGAAAGUGGAAAAACAACGAUGAUCGAAUGCACGUGAAAUAUAGAGAAAGAUAUCGGAACACGUUCUAGAGAAAAAAAGAGAAAUAUAUAUAUAUAUAUAUAAUUACUUCAUACAUAUAUAUAAGAAUAUUAAGUAACCGCGUAAGAGAUAUCGUUUAAUACUAAAUUUUAUCUUGUUCGUACGCAAAUAAGAAGCAAUCAACAACCGGCAGCGUAAGACAGUAGCUUCAGGUGCUAAAAAAAAACUUGCAUUUUUAA